Xylona heveae TC161 is the source of this 3657-nucleotide messenger RNA. RefSeq lists its product as hypothetical. Gene Ontology annotation, molecular function: Glc3Man9GlcNAc2 oligosaccharide glucosidase activity. The transcript has 9 exons. The coding region runs from base 358 to 3444 and encodes 1028 amino acids. The record is from RefSeq and is a predicted model, not a curated record. Gene Ontology annotation, biological process: oligosaccharide metabolic process; protein N-linked glycosylation. Gene Ontology annotation, cellular component: endoplasmic reticulum membrane. NCBI's taxonomy places the organism in Eukaryota, Fungi, Ascomycota, Xylonomycetes, Xylonales, Xylonaceae.
CUUUCUAGACUUGGUGGUACCCCAGACAGCUAGACUGCCGCGGUCGCCCAUGGUAAUAUCUCGUCAUCGUCAGUAAACCGUUGCCCGUUGUCGCACUUCCGUACCAAUAAUCCUCCACCCGACAUAAUAUUGUUGGCCUUCCCAAUCCUCCCACAUUCAUCCGCAAGAACCUUCACCUCGCUCUCGUUCCAACAUCACCUCGCUCUCUACCUACGAUUCUUUUUCAAUAUUCUAUUGUUACUUCGCACAACACUCUAACUUAAUGGUCUCACCAUCUCGUUAAGAUCCAUCAAAACAUCUCCCGUCAGCGCCCUGCCACCCAUUGCCUAACGCUUUCCCCCCUACACAAGCCCCACUAUGGUCGUAAUUGACCAGCACGAGUACCUCUGCGAAGAGGAGAAGCGUCUCAAGGAGGAUAAGGAGCGCAAGAAAUACUGGAAGAAGUGGGGUCCCUACGUCGCCGAGAGACAAUGGGCGACAGUCAGAGAGGAUUACUCUGAGGAUGGAGAUGCUUGGAGCCACUUCUCUCACGAACAUGCUCGUUCCCGAGCCUUUCGCUGGGGCGAAGAUGGCAUUGCAGGUGUUUCGGAUACCCACGGUCUGCAGAACGUGGCCUUUGCAUUCUGGAAUGAGAAAGAUGAUUUUCUCAAAGAGCGUCUUUUCGGAUUGUCCAAUCCAGAAGGUAAUCAUGGCGAGAGCGUGAAAGAAGCUCACUUCCACCUGGACAACACCCCUACUCACUCCUAUAUGAAAUUUCUCUACAAGUACCCGCAGAAAAAAUUUCCCUAUGAAAAGUUGGUUGAAGAGAAUGCAAAGCGUGGGAGAGACGAGAAGGAGUACAGCCUGAUUGACACGGGCAUAUUUGAUGAUGAUCGCUAUUGGGAUAUCUUUAUUGAGACUGCCAAAGAAAGUGACUCUGAGGAAGAACUCUUGUUCCGUGUUACUGCGUACAAUCGUGGCCCGGAACCAGCUCCUCUCCACAUUAUUCCACACGUCUGGUUUCGGAAUUCGUGGUCGUGGGGCCGCAACACGGAUGCUAAGAAGCCAUCCAUUAGACAGGUUGGCCCUACUACAGCGCAGACGAAGCAUCCGAAGCUCGGAGAUAGAUUCUUCCAGCUCUCGCCUUCGCCCGGCAUAGGUCACAGCGGUCAGGAUGUGCAGCCGCAGAUGAUCUUCACUGAGAACGAGACCAAUUUUAAGAAGCUCUACAACGGCAAGAAUCCUCAACCCUACGUCAAGGAUGCGUUUCAUCGCUACAUUGUAGACGAAGAGAAGGGCGCCGUCAAUCCGAGUUGCCGCGGUACAAAGAGUGCUGCCUGGUACGCGUUUGACGAAGAUGAUGGAGUGCCUCCGGGCGAAUGCGCCGUGGUCCGGUUCCGUCUUUCAAAGCGAUAUGACGGCUACUUGGACGAGGAGCUCUUUGAUGACAUUAUCGAACAGAAGCGUAACGAGGCGGAUGAAUUUUACUACCGCGUCAGCCCCUUGCCCAUGGCCGAGGAUCUGAGGAACAUUCAGCGACAAGCGUUCUCAGGUAUGCUGUGGUGUAAGCAGUACUAUCAUUUCGUCUGGGAUGAAUGGGCAAAUGGUGACCCGGCUAUGCCGCCGCCGCCUCCCGGACGAAAGGCAAUUCGGAACCAGCAGUGGAAACACAUGUAUCUGGACGACAUCCUCUCGAUGCCAGACUCUUGGGAGUAUCCGUUCUUUGCUGCGUGGGACACUGCUUUCCACUGCAUUCCCUUGGCAAUGAUUGACCCGGAGUUUGCCAAGAAGCAGCUUGACGUUCUGACCAGGGAGUGGUAUAUGCACCCAAAUGGUCAGCUGCCCGCGUAUGAAUGGAAUUUUGGUGAUGUCAACCCGCCAGUGCACGCCUGGGCUGUGUUCCGGACGUUUAAGAUUGAGAGAAAAAUGUACGGGCGGGAAGACCUCGACUUUUUGGAGCGUGUAUUCCAAAAGUUGUUGCUGAACUUCACCUGGUGGGUAAACCGGAAAGAUUUUGAUGGCAAGAAUGUGUUUGAGGGUGGAUUUUUGGGUUUGGACAAUAUUGGUCUCUUCAAUCGUUCGGAGCCUCUGCCUACUGGAGGUGUGCUUGAGCAGGCUGACAGUACUGGCUGGAUGGCCUUUUACUCUCUCUCCAUGCUGAAUAUUGCGCUGGAGCUUGCCAAACACCGGCGAACUUACGAAGACAUCGCUUCCAAGUUCUUUGAACAUUUUGUCCUCAUCAGCGAUGCCAUGAGUUUUAGAGCUGGUGGGGAGGAAAAGUCGCUAUGGAAUGAUGAAGAUGGUUUCUACUACGACGCCAUUUCAUGGGGCGGCCCCUGGACACAGCAGCUCCCCGUGAGAUCACUUGUCGGAUUGAUUCCGUUGUACGCUGUGUUGACGCUUGAACCGGAACUCAUUAACAAAUUUCCUUCGUUCAAGCGACGGCUCAAUUGGUUCAUUGAGAAUCGUCACGAUGUCGCCGAGCGUAACAUUGCCAGCAUGCGGCGACGCGGCAAGGACGAACGUUUGCUGUUGUCGCUUGUAAGCAAGGAGCGUCUUGAGAAGAUUCUCAAACGCAUGCUCGACGAAACAGAGUUUCUUGCGAGCCAUGGUGUUCGGUCUCUAUCCAAAUACCACAAAGACCAUCCUUAUUCUAUGGAGGUCAACGGGCAGGAAUUCAAGGUUGGUUAUGUGCCCGGCGACUCAGACAGCGGCCUCUUUGGCGGAAACAGCAACUGGCGAGGCCCCAUCUGGAUUGCUGUCAACUUUUUGCUCGUCGAAUCACUUCUCCGCUUCUACAUGUUCUACGGCGACAGUCUGCAGAUUGAGUGUCCCACCGGUUCUGGCGAGUACAUGCACCUUGGGCAUGUAGCUGAGGAAAUCCAGCACCGCCUGCAGCAUCUCUUUGUUCGUGGUGACGAUGGCCGACGUGCGGUCAACGACGGAAAUGACAUGCUCGAUUAUGAUCCUCAUUGGAAGGACUAUCUCUGGUUCUACGAGUUCUUUGACGCCGACACUGGACGCGGUCUUGGCGCAAGCCAUCAGUGUGGUUGGACAGGUCUCAUCGCUAAACUGAUUCAUGACACUGGUAUCAAUUGUCGUCUUCCUCAGACUCCUCGCACGCCCUCGAGCGCUGCAGCCCAUUACUUUGAUGACGUCUUCCACCGGCCAUCUAGACGGCGCCCGUCGAGCGGGAAACCGGCAUAUAUCCGACGUUCGUCUACCUCACGGUCCAUUGGCAACCGAAGCGACUGGAACUCCGCCGUCAAUGGCGACGAGACUCCGUCUGCCAUUUCCCGUUCGAACUCCAUUGCGCCCACAGAAGACGAAGAGCAGACUCGUCGUCGUGCUGAAGCGGACCAGCAUGUCGCCAACUAUGUGUCCAACCAGCUCGAACGGGUCAAAAGUAAUGAAGUAUCGAGCGCGUUUGAAGAUGAAUUUGAAGCCCAGCUUGAUGGGGAGUAAUUUGAUGUGCCGAUGAAUGAUGAAUCAUCACACCGUCAAGCUGUCGUCGGUAGCCCAGCGAGAGCGAAGUUGGGGAUGAAAGUAAUGAUUACACUUUCGAAGGAAUUGUAAAGUGGCUUUUUAUAUCUUAUUAUUAUUAUAGACCUAGAGCAGUUCACUUGUCGUAAUACCGUUGUCCGUAUUAUAUUCAUAUCAAUUAAUUUUAUAUUCCUC